AUGGAACUCAGAGACAUCGACGUACUUUUCCGCAUAAGUACUCGCGAGGCCGAUCAGGGGGAAGAUCGUCUUCCCGUGACCACCGAUCGGAAUCGCGAGGAAAUUAACCGCAGUGUACGAUCGACAAAAUGGGCAAGGACUGUCGACUAUGAUGGGCAAGGACUGACGACAGAGAUGGGCAAGGACAGUCAACUAAGAUGGGCACGUGGCAACGACGACGACUACGACUUCUAUUCUACAACAUCGUCAAGUCAAUCAACAUCUUGCUACGUCACAUCAAGUUGCUGUUUCGAGUUCGAUGGUUUCGACCGUUUCGAUGGUUCGAUGGUCAACGACAAGUGGAAAGUGGAGGAUAUCGACGCAAUCAUCGUAUGGCUAAAUAUUCGAAAAUUGGCUUGGUAUGGCCAGUUGUUUAAUACCGAUCGGUCGGUUCAACCACUCGAUCACACACAUCCGAUACGCGAAUUCACGACCACCUGUUACGACUGCGCGCACAUGGAUGAGUUCAUGCACUGCUUUAAUGCACGAUUCAUGAAGUUCACGCACCUGAUACUGUACUGGAUUGCAGUGUGCUUGUCGAUUCGAGAGUGUGCUUGUCGAUUCGAGAGGCUGCAAGGUUUGGUAUGGGUUUCUGCUGCAGUAGUGUUUGUUAGGGGUGCCGCCGAUGUCGUUAAUGUAGAAGCCUUAGGCGUUAAAGUAGUUUCUGUAGUUGCUGAACUCGAUACUGUACUGGAUUGCAGUGUGCUUGUCGAUUCGAGAGGUGCAGUUGUAUGGGUUUCUGCUGCAGUAGUGUUUGUUAGGGGUGCCGCCGAUGUCGUUAAUGUAGAAGCCUUAGGCGUUAAAGUAGUUUCUGUAGUUGCUGAACUCGAUACUGUACUGGAUUGCAGUGUGCUUGUCGAUUCGAGAGUUGCUGAACUCGAUACUGUACUGGAUUGCAGUGUGCUUGUCGAUUCGAGAGGUGCAGUUGUAUGGGUUUCUGCUGCAGUAGUGUUUGUUAGGGGUGCCGCCGAUGUCGUUAAUGUAGAAGCCUUAGGCGUUAAAGUAGUUUCUGUAGUUGCUGAACUCGAUACUGUACUGGAUUGCAGUGUGCUUGUCGAUUCGAGAGGUGCAGUUGUAUGGGUUUCUGCUGCAGUAGUGUUUGUUAGGGGUGCCGUCGCCGAUGUCGUUAAUGUAGAAGCCUUAGGCGUUAAAGUAGUUUCUGUAGUUGCUGAACUCGAUACUGUACUGGAUUGCAGUGUGCUUGUCGAUUCGAGAGGUGCAGUUGUAUGGGUUUCUGCUGCAGUAGUGUUUGUUAGGGGUGCCGCCGAUGUCGUUAAUGUAGAAGCCUUAGGGGGGUCAAAGUAG
This is a messenger RNA of Cooperia oncophora, 1344 nucleotides long. Lineage: Eukaryota; Metazoa; Nematoda; Chromadorea; Rhabditida; Trichostrongylidae. The record is from the annotation of a GenBank genome assembly.